ACCCUGCGAUAGACUUGGAGCUCAUUAACAGGGAGAGGCACAAAGCUUCAAGCCCGUUUGAAAGCAGUUUGCACUCUUGGAGUAAUGAAGCCUUUCAUUUCACGCUCAUGCUAACCCAUGACAUGAAUUCAAUUGUCACUUAAAGACCUUAGGAUGAGAUCUGGGACGAAUUCAUAAGAAUGUAUUUUGAGGGGCCAUACACUACAAACUGAACUACCCUAGAUGUGUAUUUGAAUGUCGAUUUUCUUUAUAAGAAAACUAAUUUGUUGGUUAUUUUUUAGGGUAGAUGGAGCGGCAUCUAAUGAGGAAAGAGGCAAAAUCCAUACUCAAGUUGAAAUGGAUGACAUUCGACCGGACGAAGAUCCCGCCAGGAUUCAAAGUUCUGGAGUUUCCCUUCAAAGCCAAAACAGGUCACAAAAUCAGGCUUCUCAAAUACAAAACGUAUCAGAAGAUUCGGGGAAUAAUGUUUCAUCAAACACUACACAAAGCACCCAUUACGCAUCUCUUAAUCCAUCGACUCGCUCCUGGGAGGUUCCUAGACAACACGUGACUCUAGAGAAUAUAAUUGGUAAAGGUGCGUUUGGUCAGGUUGCCAAGGGAACAGCAAUAGAUCUUCGAGGACGGCCCGGGAAGACACAAGUGGCUAUUAAAAAGUUAAAAGAGAAUGCGCCCGAGACAGACAAGAGAGACUUGUUAUCAGAACUUGAAAUUAUGAAACAGCUCAAGUCUCAUCCUCAUGUCAUCAAGCUCCUAGGAUGCGUCACUGAAUCUGAGCCGUUGUUGGUGCUUAUAGAAUAUGUUCCAUUUGGAGACCUGCUGGGAUACCUGCGAAAGAGCCGUGGACUGAAUGACACUUAUUACAAAGACCCGGAUAUCAAACCAAAAACAAGUCUGACGUCACGACGGCUGAUGAAGUUUGCUUGGCAAAUCGCUGAUGGAAUGUCUUAUUUGUCAUCCAAACGAAUUAUCCACCGAGACCUGGCAGCUCGUAACGUGUUGGUUGGUGAAAAAGAAACAUGUAAAGUGACAGACUUUGGAAUGGCCAGAGAUGUUCAAGAGGACAACGUUUACGAACGAAAAUCAAAGGCAAGAGACAAGAUGAAGAGUCCCAGAGACUUGUCUCUUCAAAACCCUUCAUGUGAACUGUUCAGGAGACAAGUCUCUGACACAAAAUGAAAAUGAUCCAACCGCAGAUCAGUAUUUAUUUUAAUAGUUUUUCAAAGUCCGCUUUGCUCUGAUGAUGGUUUAACGCUCGAAAUGUCAGCUUCAUUAAGUAUCUACGGUGGUUAAUUUUACAUUUUUUUUUAUUGCCCUGGUAUAUAUAUCUCAGGUUUGCUCUUGGAGAGCAAAAGAGUGAAAAACAAUACCUUUCUCCCAAGAUUUUGAGCUAGGUGUUCCUUUGCAAUCAGCGUCCUCAUGUACACACUACAAGGGACCAGUCCCUGCCACAUGUUCCCUCGUGUAAACUCUUUACGAGACUAAUCACAGGGACUAUUCCGGUGGCUUGCAAAAUUUUAAUAUAUA
Orbicella faveolata is the source of this 1524-nucleotide messenger RNA. Its product is annotated as tyrosine kinase receptor Cad96Ca-like. The record is from RefSeq and is a predicted model, not a curated record. Gene Ontology annotation, biological process: multicellular organism development; cell surface receptor protein tyrosine kinase signaling pathway; positive regulation of kinase activity. Lineage: Eukaryota; Metazoa; Cnidaria; Anthozoa; Scleractinia; Merulinidae. Gene Ontology annotation, molecular function: transmembrane receptor protein tyrosine kinase activity; ATP binding. Gene Ontology annotation, cellular component: plasma membrane; signaling receptor complex.